This is a messenger RNA of Gilbertella persicaria, 2091 nucleotides long. RefSeq lists its product as uncharacterized. The record is from RefSeq and is a predicted model, not a curated record. Bases 137 to 1702 code for a protein of 521 amino acids. The transcript has 10 exons. Lineage: Eukaryota; Fungi; Mucoromycota; Mucoromycetes; Mucorales; Choanephoraceae. Gene Ontology annotation, molecular function: zinc ion binding.
AAAAGAGACAAACAAGACAGAAUUGGAUGCCGCAAGAAGUAAAUUUCAAUUUGAUGGUCCAGGUUCAUUUAAAUUCAACUUGAAGGCUGUCAGUACAUUGGAUCAAGAUAUUAAUUAUAUCGAGGGCUACAUUCGUAUGAAAGAUGCAGAAAAGAGCGAUUAUGGUGCUCUAUUGCUGACUGGCGGCAUUCAUUUCUUGAGCAAUGGAUCUCUUUAUUUAAUGGCUGUUCCAGAUGGACGCUCUAUUCCCCUUCAAGAUUUACUACAUAUGUUACCAUCCAAUAAGACACUGGUUGCUGCCAGAAGUGUGCUCAAUGAACAAAUUGAUAAAAGAAUUGAAGAGAUCAAAGAAGAAUCCUACUGGGAUUGGCAGACUACAGAAGAAGAACAUUCAGAUGAAAUACCUUUUCAAUGUAACUUUCAGCUAUUUGCUCAACUUCAUCCUGUUCCCUCUUAUAUUAAGAUUUCUGAAUUACUUGAAUACGAAAGAGAACUUCAAUAUCCUCAAGGUAUCUCAACCAUUGAUCCACCACCAUUUCUCUUAUCAACCGAGAUGUAUUCUCCAAACUGUCAAUUGCUACUUUCAAGCCGAAAAGACAAAGGCAUCAAGAUUGAACACUAUUAUAACAAAGCAGUAACUUAUGCUGGUAUGGCUAGUCUUAUUGCAGUCAUUCAAAUAUUUUCUUUGAUUCAUCAAAUGGAAUACACACCCACACCUUCGAGCGUCUCUAACGUAUCUUAUUGGACUAUUGCUAUGCAAGCCAUCAUGGACGGUUAUUUGUGCUUGUUGCAUUUAACAACGGGUGUUGUCGUUGAAAAUGUGUUUGUUCCAUUCGCUACAGCUGCAUUCUUUACCUUUGUUCUUGUCUCCAUCUUUGGCAUGCGAUAUUUACUGGUUGUUUGGCGAAUUCAGCGACCAGAAUCUAUCCGAGCGAGUCAACCUUCUUCGCCAACACCCGAGCAACAACAACAGCAGCAGUCGGCAGAUACCCAAAAUUUAUUGCCUGUUGCUAAUGUAAGAAGACCUAAUCCUUCUGAAGAAAACAAUUCACAUCGAGAAAUUACAUUCUUGUACUAUCGUCUAUAUGCUGUUUUGUUGCUAGGUUUAUUCUUAUUCUAUCAAUCCGUAACACGGUCUGCCUUUGUUCAAAAUAUUAUUAUAGGUUCUCUUGGUCUGUUGUUUUAUUCCUUCUGGAUACCACAAAUUGUGCGUAAUGUAUUCAGAGGCUGCAGACAUCCUUUAAGUUAUCGCUAUGUACUUGUGAUGAGUAUCACUCGUCUCUCUAUGCCUUUAUAUUUCUAUGGCUGCCCAGAGAAUCUAAUAGGCCAUGAAACAACACCUUGGGUCUAUGCACUUGUUACCUACAUCGCUUUACAAGUACUGAUUCUCUUCCUUCAAGAUUCUUUUGGCCCUCGUUUCUUUGUCCCUUCCAAGUAUUUGCCUCAAACUUAUGAUUAUCAUCCUAUUGUGAAUAACACAGAUGAAGAAGCAGAAGAGCCCAACCAUCCACCUAAAGACUGUGCUAUCUGUAUGCUGCCUAUUGACUUGAAUCAAGCAGCCCAUUCAAGUUUAAAUGUGUUAUCAAGGACAAACUAUAUGGUGACACCUUGUCAUCAUAUGUUCCAUACUGAAUGUUUAGAAAAGUGGAUGAGAAUCAAACUGGAAUGUCCUGUUUGUAGAGCUUAUCUUCCAGCCUGCUAAUCUCCCCCCUUUUUUCUUCUUUAUUUGUGUAUAUUUUAUAGCAUAUCAUGCUCAUAUAUCUUUCUAUUAUCAACAUUUUUGGCAUCCAGAGGAUCAAUGGUAGCCGCACUGCUCUUGAUAGAAAGAUCAGAGUGUUGUUUCUUGAUGAUAAAACUAUUUCUUUUUCGAGGUGAUGAUUUGGGUUGUUCUGACUUGAAUAAAUCAUGCUGUAAUGUGUUUGUGGGUGAUUCGACAUUGUUUUCCAGGAUCCAUUUGAAUUUGGUAUUGGUCGUUUUAGGACUAGAAAGUUGAAGAUCAGGAUCAGAGAGUAAGUCUUCAAUACGAUACUUGAUUUGUUGUUUGGGUGGUGUAGGGUUAGCAGGCACAUAAGGUAAUGGUUUGUUUUCAAU